Molecule: messenger RNA, 438 nt
Organism: Microplitis mediator
Lineage: Eukaryota; Metazoa; Arthropoda; Insecta; Hymenoptera; Braconidae
Exons: 1
Coding region: 1-438 (145 amino acids)
Source: RefSeq, a predicted model, not a curated record
AUGGCCGUGAACAUCAAAGCACCCCAGUUCAGUACGGAGAAUCCGAAACUGUGGUUUGCGCAGGUUGAGGCGCAGUUUGCAACAUAUCAGGUAGCAACAGAACGCGCCAAAUUUGACCUGGUGAUACCGCUGCUUGAAACCCGCAUCGCUGCUGAAGUACAAGAAACCAUCAUCAAUCCUCCAGCAAACACGCCGUACAGCGAUUUAAAAGCCGCUUUAAUAAAAUGCUUCACGAGAUCCGAAGAAGCACGGAUUACUCAGCUCCUCGACAGAGAGAGACUUGGCGAUCGGACACCGUCGCAACAUUUACGACAUCUGCGUACACUGGUACUCGGCAUCGAUGACGCCAUCAUCAAAGCACGUUGGUUUUCGCAUAUGCCAAAUGAGAUUCAAGUUUGUCUCGAAGCUAUCAGGAGGACGUGCCGAAAACGGCGAUAA